AUGAAUAGAAUCAUUAGAUUUGGAUUUGCCACUUAUGAGUCAUUGGUGUAGAAAUUAAGCAGUGCUGAUAGUCCUGCAGCUGUCUUACAAAUCUUCCAACAAAACAAAGAUUUGUUUAAGCAAGAGCAUGUAGUGCUAUCUUUGAGGAUGUUGGGUAGAUAUAGUAGAUUAUUGAGAAAUGAUAGCGAAUAUUCCGAAUUAACUAGUAAGUUGAAUGACAUAGUGGAUUAAUUAACUGAAUACGAUGUAAUCGAUGUAUUGUUUUGGAUGAGGAAAUUCAGAUAAAAUAGAAUACCUACCUAUUUCCAUUAACAGGCUUAAACGAAAUUAUACUAGAGAAUUCAAUAGAUGUCAGAGAAUCAAAUGUUCUCAUUUAGAAAUAUGUGUAAUGUCUAUUUCGACUUAACACUCCUUAAUCACUCAAAUGAACAAUUGGCAUAAUCAAUCGCUGAAUAAAUCCUUACUACUAAAUAGCUUUCCCCUUUCCUAAUCAUCCAACUCUUCAGUUCCAUUGUGGUUAAGGUUAACAAUUGCUCACUCUCAAGAUAUGACGCCUAAAUCCUUAACAACGCAGUCAAAGUAGUAGAAGAUAUCCUAGAGGAAUUAGACGUUGAAUAGAAAUCUUUACUCUUCAAAAGUCUUGCUGAAGUACAAUUUCAAAACAUUGGACCAAAGUAUUCACUACCCAAUAUAAUUAAGUAAUUGAAGGACUUAUUGUUAUAAAAGAUAGAAUUAUUAUAGGAAGACUCAGUAAUUAGCAUUUUUAAGGCUUAUUAAAGUUUACCAAAAUACUUUGAUCAAGAUCUUCAUAAAGAAUUGAAGGAUAUGAUUUAAACAACCAUAGAUUAGAAUCCAAAUAAUUUAUCAUCUAAGUUCUUAAUACUUCUUAUUGAAAAAAUCACCAACUCUCAUGCAUAGAGAUACCCAUUAGAUUUGGUCAAAAAGAUAAUUGGAGAAUUGACUUAGAGAAUCUCCAAGAAGGAAGUAGAAACACAACACGUAGGCUAAUUGUGUUCUAGUUUGUUGAAAUAAAAGAAGUUCGAAGAUUUGGUAGCAGUUUUGAAAGACAGUGGAGAGAACAAUCUUAAAAUCCUCAAUUAUUUAUUUGUGAACGGAAUCAACAUGAAAGAAUACGUUGAGUAAUACAUUUAAGCUUAAGACUCAAAGAGAAUUAACACCUACAAUGCUUUACAUUAUUUGAUUUAUUCUCAUAGAGAUGCAUAAGAACAUGAAGAAAAAUUCAUGGCCAUUUGCAAAUCAGUUAUCUAAUAAAACCCACAAUCUCUAUUGAAAACUAGCCUUGAAAUCAACAUCAAUUCUCAGAUCAAGGCUUAAGUUCAAGAGGAGGCAUUCAUGUAAAUCAUUUAAAAUGUCAAAUAAAAAAAGAUUGAACUCUCUAAAGUGUUGAAAGAAUUACUCAACUCUUGCUUUAAUCAUAAAUGUAGAUAGGCUUUGAUUUAAUUAAAUGAAUAAUCGGAAGAAAAAUUACAACCAAAAACAGUACUAAGCAAGGUUAUAGGAGAUAUGAGUGAUUUCGAUUCUGAUAGAUUAUCAAUAGUUUUGUAAUUGAUACAAAAAGAUCCAAAAAAUAUCCCAAUUUUCAAGUUUGUUGAUUAUUUAACUUUGAAUGUCUAAAAUCUCUAUGGAUUAGUAAGAAGUGACCAAAUCUAAUGGGUUUGCUAGGUUUUAUUAGCUGCAUUUUUAAAUUAACCAACUGCCAGAUUGAAUGCACUAGUCAGCUUUGUUGAAAGAUUUGAAAGUGCAGGUUACAGCAGCAGAUAAUUGACUUAAUUAAUUAAGAAAGUUGCUGAAUAAUACAGAACAGCUAAUCCAUAAACUCCAUAUCCAGAUUCAGCUUUUGUUUAAAUCAUGAUUAACUAGGGUGUUAUGACACCUGAAGAUGCUGUAAUCUAGUUGAAUAAUGAAAAAUCUUACUAUUCCUUAAAAGUCUAGUUGUGUGGUAUUGCACUACAAUUAGAUAAUCCUCCAGAGAAUGUGAUUUAAUUAAAAGACAAAAUUAAGGCUGACUGUUAACUUGAUUCCGAUGAUAUGAAAUUUAAAUAGAUUUAAGAAAUAGUUGCCUUAUUCAGAUUAACACCAAAUGAGACUGACAAAAUCAAAAAUCAACUCAAGAAUAUCGGAUCGAAGUUGACAUAAAGAUAAUAUUUUGAGUUGGUUUAGAAUGCCAAAGAGCCUACUCUCAUCAAGGAAUUGGCCAUUAUGUUCUCUUAAAUUGGUACUAAAAUAGGACUUAUUAAAUUAAUUAAGAUUGUCGAAAAGUUUUAAAAGAAUAAUGUUGCAAAUCAGAUGAUCUAUAAUAUUUUAUUAGAAUAAUAUGGUCUGUAAUUCAAUAAUACCUUUAAUGAAUUGAGAGUUCAAAUUCUCACCAUUUUAGCUAAUGGUAAACUUAAGUAAGUCGAUGUCUUUUAGAAAACACUUGAAAAGCUCAGUAAAUCUCCUUAAUUCUAUAAGGCUUACUAUGCUGAUAUUUUAGAAUCUCUAAUUUAAUUAGGUAUUAUUGAACCAGAUAUUGUGAAUUUGAUUAAAACUAUGGCUGAAAGAUAAAAUCUAAGUAAUCAAUCAAUUUUGAAAUUGAUUCAUUAUUAUAUUUUGGCUGAUCAACCUCUUGAAGAAAUAGAGAAAAUAGCAAAUAACAUGGAGACCUUUAAAGCCAAAGAGACCUACAGAAUUAAUACAAUCUAUGAAAUAUUGAAAAGAAUGUAUCCAGAUUCCAAAGCCACCAAAAUUCACGAACCCCUAAUCAAUGAGGAGAAAAUCUAAUCUACUUCAAACAGAAGUCAACAUACGUCUGAGUACGUUCAAACUCUUUUACAAGCAGUAGGAGUUCAAGCAGAAAUGAAUUAUUAAAUAGACAAAGUUCAAAUUGAGCUUUAUUUACCCUAAACUUAAUAAUCAAUUAUGGUCUUAACUGGAUAUAACUUAAAUUACGACAAAAUUACCUUAACUGGAUAAGGCUUGCUAUAAAAGAAGUUAUACAACCUUCUAUCUAAAUAAGUCAUCACUAUCAAUUUUAAAGAAUUGGUUGACAUAACUAAUUAUGAGGAUAAAGUUAAAUAUUUAUAAAAUUAAGGAAUUGAAAUUAGCGCUGACCCUGCUACAGCUGAUUACAGCGCAUUCAAUUAAGUUGAAAAGAAAGAUAGCCAAAAAAGAUCAAAUCAGAAAAAAUAGUAAAAAUAGUAAAAAUAGCAAAUUGACCAAGAUGAAAUUCUUGAAUAUGUAGAAGGAUAAUGAGUUCUUUAGUAUUUCUGUUAAAUAUUAAUAAAAUAAAA
This is a messenger RNA of Paramecium tetraurelia, 3290 nucleotides long. RefSeq lists its product as uncharacterized. Lineage: Eukaryota; Ciliophora; Oligohymenophorea; Peniculida; Parameciidae. The record is from RefSeq and is a predicted model, not a curated record. The transcript is spliced from 5 exons.